AUGGCUAAGCUAGCUCUGCCAGGGGAGAUUUCGAUGUUGGUGAAUGGACAGAAAGCAUGGUGUGUGGCAAAGCCUGCAGCGCCACAACAAGCACUGCAGUCAGCUCUGGAUUAUGCCUGUAACUAUGCAGAUUCCAGCCCUACAAAGAAAGGAGGUUCUUGCUAUGACCCGGAUAGGCCAGCGCACCAUGCCUCAUUUGCCAUGAAUGCUUACUACCAGAAGAUGGGAAGAAACCAAUGGAAUUGUCAUUCUAACAAUACUAGUCUCAUUUCCUUGGCAGAUCCAAGUAGGCCUUCAAUUUCAUAA
This is a messenger RNA of Prunus armeniaca (apricot), 306 nucleotides long. NCBI's taxonomy places the organism in Eukaryota, Viridiplantae, Streptophyta, Magnoliopsida, Rosales, Rosaceae. The record is from the annotation of a GenBank genome assembly.